AUGGAUGGCCCCAAGGAGUUGUGUUUAACGUGCAACAAGCCAGCGGCGAGCAGCUGUGCACGUUGCCACUGCAGCAAGUACUGCUCGAAGGACUGCCAGGCCGCCGACCAUCAAACCCACAAGCUCCUAUGCCGCGCCUACUCAUCACUCAACCGCUCGGUUCGACCCAGCCACGAGCACAAGCUCGGCAUCUUCUUCCCUCAGGACGAUCGCAAGCCCAAGCUCGUAUGGGUGCACUUCUCGUGGCACGAUGACGACGAGGUCGACUACGGCCACGGCUUCGGUUCCCGCUUCCAGAUGGCCGACAGCGAGCAACACCUGGGCGAGAUGGGGGCGGAGAGCCAGAUCCAGUACAACACGGUGCUGAAGCGCGAGCUGUCCAACACGAUCCGCAUCGCCUACCGAGACGCGUUCCUCAAGGACGGCUCGCAGCCCAACCAGGCCAUCCAGUCGCUGCCGGCCCGGCGCGGCAACAUCUUCGACUGGCGUGGUCCAAUACUGGCGUACGGGAUGCAUGGGCUUGGGCUGGACCAGACGGUGAGCCGCGACCUCGACCUCAACGACUUCCGCCACCUCGUCGACUACCUCGUCACCUACCUCAACCACGAAACGGACGGAGCCUGUCGCCCCGACGGCAACAGCAACAAGAAGGUCAAGGGCGUCAAGAUCAACUGCCAGGGCGACCAGGACGCCUUCGGGCUGCCGGCCUUCCAGGAGGUCGAGGUGCCGGGCACGCACCCCAUCUUCGUCGGCGUCGACCACGACACGUCCGAGAUCGCCGCCCGCGUCGGCAUCGCGCUGCUCACGCGCAAGUACCCGGCCAGCUCGGCGUGGGCGAAAGCGACGACCCGCGGCCACCCUUACGUCAACCAGCCCGCCACCUUCCUGCACCUCGCCUGCCGCGACGACGAGACGGCGGGAGCCGCCUGGGGCUGGGCCCCGCCGCCGUGGCAGCACGACGUCGGCAGCGUGCUCGCCGUGCGCGCCGACCAGAAGCCGCUGCACCCGCUGCACGUCGAGGCCCUGUGCCGCUUCUGCCAGUUCGAGAUGGGGCCCAUGUUCGAGCACUCCUUGGGCAUGUACAGCGCCAAGACGAAGCCGCUGAAGAAGGACUUGGUGCUGGCGCACGCCACGAGGCCGUUCUUCGAGCUCUUUUGGGGCAAGAUGCUGGAUCAGAAGCUCAAGGAGAGUGACGGUGCGGCGAGCCAGGUUUGGGAUCCGUAUGAGGAUGCUGAGGAACAUGAGCGUGAGAUGGAGGCCCUUUUUGCGAAUCUUGGAAUCCAUUCUUUUGGGAACAGUGGGGGCACCGCUAAAAUUGGGUAA
This is a messenger RNA of Lasiodiplodia theobromae, 1323 nucleotides long. Its product is annotated as Zinc finger mynd-type protein. The transcript has a single exon. Lineage: Eukaryota; Fungi; Ascomycota; Dothideomycetes; Botryosphaeriales; Botryosphaeriaceae. The record is from RefSeq and is a predicted model, not a curated record. Bases 1 to 1323 code for a protein of 440 amino acids.